This is a messenger RNA of Nematocida parisii ERTm1, 281 nucleotides long. RefSeq lists its product as uncharacterized. The record is from RefSeq and is a predicted model, not a curated record. Lineage: Eukaryota; Fungi; Microsporidia. The transcript has a single exon. The coding region runs from base 1 to 255 and encodes 84 amino acids.
AUGAACAACAAAAGACUCUUCCCACUGCAUAAGGGGCUGGUACAAAAAGAGGAUAAUAUACAUACACCAAAAUUAGAUGAAAAUUGUGUGGAUAGCAUAUAUACAAACACGCGCGCCCCAUACAAUGCAAUUUCGUAUAUCAGAGAAUUUAACACUGCCCUUGCAUAUAUGUUCCCAUCUAAGGAAAAUUAUCUCUCAAUCCGUACAAACCAGGAAAGUUCAUUUACUGAGUUUCUUAAUCAUAACCCGAAGUGAAGAAAUACUCACUCAGAAUUCUGGCU